This is a messenger RNA of Pelodiscus sinensis (Chinese soft-shelled turtle), 2154 nucleotides long. NCBI's taxonomy places the organism in Eukaryota, Metazoa, Chordata, Testudines, Trionychidae. The record is from RefSeq and is a predicted model, not a curated record.
UUCCUCUCAAGCCCCUCAUGUGAUGACAAGUACACACCACCACCCCCGUCCAAAGGGAAGAAAAAGAAAAAGAAAUCCACACGUAAGAAGAGGAGGAGGUCCCUAUCGUAUAGCCCCUUGCCUGUGAAGAAGAAGAAGAAGAAAAGCUCAAAGAAACGAAAAAGAAACAGGUUAUCUUCAAAGAAGAGAAGACACAGUUCCUCAAGCCCAAAAAGUAAAAGAAAGGAAGAAAGAAAACACAAAAAACACUUGGGACCCUUCAUUGAACCUGUGGCCCCAGAUGUGCUCUCGCAUCGCCCCCGCCCCCACCAUUCCCGCUCGGAGAGCUCCGAUUCCCUCUCCUCUAGCUGCCAAAGCAGGCGUAGAGCCAGGUCUCGGGAGGAAGGCCAUAAAGCAAGACGUAAACGCUCCCAGCAUGGUUCAAAGAGCAUAGAAAAGAGAAACAUUUCUGCGGGGGGCCAGGCCAGCCAUGCUCCAAGCCAAACCCUUCCAAUCUACAGCUUUCUCUCGGCUAAGGAAGUUAUCUCUCAGUCGGGGUCAUCCGCUGACCUCUUUACCAAAACAGACAGCCCGCUUGGCAACCUAGCCAGUCGGAAUGGAGAGUCACACGAAUUUGACUCAGGAAACGAUACUUGCUCCCCUCCUUCCACUCAGAAAAGCUCAUCUAGGCCUAAGGACAACCAGGAGAAAAGAAGCCUAGCCCACAAUGGCUUUGGCCGUGCCCUCUCACCAGGGAAGCCCAAACCGGCUAACAGCGAUAACAGCUCUGAUUCAGGAAAUUCCUUCACCAGUUGUUUUUCCCGGAGCAAGGGAACAACUUUGGAAAAUCCCUCUCCAGAAGCCCAGGGACAGGAUCAAAGAGGUUUCCGGUCCCCGUGUCGUGACGGCGUGGCAGCGAAGAAGCAGAGCCCCCUGCAUGUGCCUGGCCGCGGGCUCCCGCAGCGGUCGUACACCAGCCCAGGGAGGUCCUCCCGGGGCUCCAGUCGCUCCGCCCGCUCCCGCUCAUCGCAUCACAAGGCCACGCCCAGGUACUCCCGAAGCAGAUCCUGCUCCUCGGGAAAAAGGUCCUAUUCCCGUUCCCCCAGCUACUCAUCCAAGUCCUGCAAAAGAAGCCCUGGAAGCAGGACCUCACGACCGCGUCGGAGCCCCAGUUAUUCCCGCUACAGCCCUAGCAGACUGCCCUCCAUUCCUCAGUGCACCUGGAUUCCGGCCGUGGAAAGGUCCCAUUAAGCAGUUGUAGAGCGGAGUGAUGCGGCAUGACCUGCUUUUUCAGGCCUUUGAAGAAAGUUAAGCCUGCAAAAUGUAUGUUGAAUUUGAUGGGUGAGGCCUGCUGAAAUGUGCCGCCUUCACUUUGACCCCUUUUGGAAGCAGAGCACUCGUUGGUCUGGUGUUGCAGCUCACUCCAGGCCCAAAGGGCCGGAUGAAUUUGAAAAUGCCAGUCCACAGGCCUCUUGGAGGGCUUGGGCCAUUGUCAGGGAAGUAUUUUCUUGGUGCAGAAAAACAUACAAUCGCCAAUUGAGCAGCAGUUAGCAGAUGGGAUUUUGAAGGCUCAUUGAAAUGCCCUGUGCACAGGGAGCUUACAUUGGCUGACUUGGUAAAGCGCGCUGUGCAGAGAACAAGCUAGCAGCAGUGCCAACAGCCUUGCUCAGCUCCACAGUACGGUUCUUUUUGGCCCAGAACAUUAUGUGUGCUCUGUAGGAAUCAAUGGUGGUUUCCUUACCAAAAUGCCUUUUGCCACUUAGGUCCUUUGCUCACUUCUACUAUGCGUUCCCACAUUUCAAGCUGUAUGAGCAUAGGCUGGCUGAAAUCUAGGGGGGAAGGCGCUCGUCCUGGCCAUAUGGAAAGUUGCACAUUGCAGAAAGGUUGAGGGACUUCCUGGCCAAAAUACCUUAGCAGAGAGCCCUGGCAACAGCUCAGCAUUGGUCUUAAGGGCUUAUGCACAACCCAGGCCAGGAAUACAGAAACAGGUUUGUAGGACAAAGGUGAUCAUCCAGAUUCUGCACUAGGGGUCAGUUACCACAGGGAAGUGCUGAACCAGGAUGUAAAAUGUUCCCAAGUGCUUUCUAUCCUGCAGGGUCUCAGAGAGCCUCACUCUUUUUAUAUAGGCAAUGUCUACACUGCAUGUUAUUUUCGGAAAAAGGUAUGCAAAUUGCA